Molecule: messenger RNA, 4821 nt
Organism: Stegastes partitus (bicolor damselfish)
Lineage: Eukaryota; Metazoa; Chordata; Actinopteri; Pomacentridae
Gene: gpd2
Product: glycerol-3-phosphate dehydrogenase 2 (mitochondrial)
Exons: 17
Coding region: 610-2802 (730 amino acids)
Biological process (GO): glycerol-3-phosphate metabolic process
Cellular component (GO): mitochondrion
Molecular function (GO): calcium ion binding; glycerol-3-phosphate dehydrogenase (quinone) activity
Source: RefSeq, a predicted model, not a curated record
AAUUUUUAUUAUAUUUCUUAAUAGUAAUUAAACUGCUUAAUGAUAAUUUAUACACAAUUUUAAAAUAUAAUAAUUAAUAUUUGAUUGAAAAAUAAGUAUUAACUAUACAAAUGUUAAAAAAUAUUUAAUGAAAAUAACAAAGAAUUAUUUAAUUACUUUUUUCUUCAUUAAUUAAACCAUUUUAUUAACACGCUCAGCAAGAAAGCAAGUAAAAGUUUGUCCCUUUUUGUUAAAUGUUCCUUUAUUUUGCAUUUGCUCCCGAAUAAAAACUCCUUAACUCUGAAGAAGUGUGUUAAAUUACCUCAAUUAUUGCAGAGAAAGUUUAUAAAAUAUGUUAAUUCUGCACAGCUUGACCAACAAAAGUACUUUUCAAAAGGUGCAGCUGACAGUAAGUUCCCAUAUCGACAGAUCUGCCGGUUCGUUUUUGGUUUGAUAAUGCUUCAGAGAACUUUGCAGCUGGUGUGUCUCUCAGCCUGACGAGCAACUUUCUGGAUCCUCCCACUCCUUCUUUACUUAACUCCUCUGCAUAACUCCUUCACGUGAUCCCUGUCGGAGUCUUAUAGCUUCAGCUGUGUCUCCUCUCGGCUCUGUCCUCCCACCACAGGGCCGAUGGCGUUCAGGAAGGCUCUGAAACGGACGGCGGUGGUCGGCGGCGGGGCGGUGGCCGCGGCGUUCGGCCUGUCGCAGCUCAUCGAGUACAGAAAGACGCAGCACGGAUUGGCCCGGUUGGCCCACGUGGCUGCAGAGGCAGAGCUGAAGGUUCCCUUCGCCGACGAGCUCCCGACCCGGCAGGCCCAGCUGGCGGCGUUGAGCAGCACCGAGGAGUUCGACGUCCUGGUGGUCGGAGGAGGAGCGACGGGCGCCGGAUGUGCCUUAGACGCCGUCACUCGCAACCUGAAGACUGCCCUCGUAGAGAGAAAUGACUUCUCUUCGGGCACCAGCAGCCGGAGCACCAAGCUCAUCCACGGCGGCGUCCGCUACCUCCAGAAGGCCAUCAUGCAGCUGGACUACGAGCAGUACAUGAUGGUGAAAGAGGCUUUGCACGAGCGAGCCAACCUGCUGGAGAUCGCUCCUCACCUGUCGGCGCCGCUGCCCAUCAUGCUGCCUGUUUACAAAUGGUGGCAGUUGCCUUACUACUGGGCAGGCAUCAAGAUGUACGACCUGGUGGCUGGGAUCCAGUGCCUGAAGAGCAGCUACGUCCUCAGUAAGACCAAGGCCUUGGAGCUCUUCCCCAUGCUGAAGAAGGACAAGCUGGUGGGAGCCAUCGUCUACUACGACGGGCAGCACAACGACGCCCGCAUGAACCUCGCCAUCGCCCUCACCGCCGCCCGCUACGGCGCCGCCGUCGCCAACUACACCGAGGUGGUUCACCUGCUGAAGGCGAAGGACGAGCAGACCGGCGGCGAGAAGGUGUGCGGCGCUCGCUGCAGGGACGUCAUCACGGGGCAGGAGUUCGACGUGAAGGCCAAGUGUGUGAUCAACGCCACCGGACCGUUCACCGACUCUCUGAGGAAGAUGGACAACCAGAAAAACCAGAACAUCUGCCAGCCGAGCGCCGGCGUUCACAUCGUCAUCCCGGGUUACUACAGUCCUGACAACAUGGGUCUGCUCGAUCCGGCCACCAGCGACGGUCGCGUCAUCUUCUUCCUGCCCUGGGAGAAGAUGACCAUCGCCGGGACGACCGACACCCCCACCAACGUGACGGCGCAUCCGAUCCCCGGCGAGGACGACAUCAACUUCAUCCUGAGGGAGGUUCGCAACUACCUCAGCCCUGACGUCGAAGUGCGUAGAGGAGACGUUCUGGCGGCGUGGAGCGGCAUCCGUCCUCUGGUGACCGACCCGAGCUCCAAAGACACCCAGUCCAUCUGCAGGAACCACAUCGUCAGCAUCAGCGACAGCGGACUGGUCACCAUCGCCGGCGGGAAGUGGACGACCUACAGGUCCAUGGCCGAGGAGACUCUGGACGCGUCCGUUAAAGCUCACGGACUCUCAGCCGAGUCCUGCAAGACGGUCGGCCUGAUGCUGGAGGGAGCGAAGGGCUGGACGCCGACGCUCUACAUCCGCCUGGUGCAGGACUACGGCCUGGAGAACGAGGUCGCCCAGCAUUUGGCCUCGACGUACGGAGGGAAGGCGUUCGACGUGGCCAAAAUGGCUCAAGUCACCGGGCAGAGGUGGCCGAUCGUCGGGAAGAGACUGGUGUCUGAAUUUCCGUACAUCGAGAGCGAGGUUCUGUACGCCAUCAGGGAGUACGCCUGCACCGCCAUCGACGUCAUCGCCCGGCGAACUCGCCUCGGCUUCCUGAACGUGCAGGCGGCCGACGAAGCGCUGCCUCGAAUCGUGCAGAUUAUGGGCAAAGAGCUGGACUGGAGUCAGGAGAGGAGGACGGCGGAGCUCGAGGCAGCGAGGAAGUUUUUGUACCAUGAGAUGGGCUACAGGUCUCGAUCUGAGCAGCUCACCAAGACGUCUGAGAUCAACCUGGACUACCAGGAGGUCAUCAGGUACAAGAAACGCUUCCACAAGUUCGACAAAGAGAGCAAAGGAUUCAUCACCACUGUGGACGUGCAGCAGGUUUUAGAGAGCAUCAAUGUCCACAUCGACGAAAACUCCCUCCACGAAAUCCUUAAUGAGGUGGACCUCAACAAGAACGGUCAGGUUGAGAUUGACGAGUUCCUGCAGCUGAUGAGCGCCGUGAAGAAGGGACAAGUGUCGGACAGCCGCCUGGCCAUCCUGAUGAAAACAGCCGAGGAGACGCUGGAUAAGAGAGGCCCGGUGACGGUGGACCGGAGCGGAGGUGGAGUCUGAGCUUCCUUUAAAGGUGUUAAUGGCAAAGAAAACUCAUGCAAAUGGCGUUAUCUGAAUGACAAUAUUGCAAUCAAGCACGCAGCAGGAUGAAUUUGGCCAAAUCAAGCGCACUCCUCGGUGUGUUUGGGGUGAAACGGUAUCUAAUGAUUGAGGCUGAGAUUUGUUUUUCAUGGAGUCGGAGAGAAGACGCGUUUUCUGGUGCCUCCCACAGCACACACCGUUUUCUAUCGUCUUUUAAACUAAACCUUUAAUACUUUAAUUAUGACAUUAUCUUUGUAGGUUCUCCUCCUUGUCAAAAUGAUCGACACUGAUUGUUGUGAAAACACUGUCUUCAGACGGCAACUCAGCUUUUCGUUUUGUACGUUCGUUAUUUUCUAAUGAGACAACGCUUCCUGGAAAAAAGCAAUGAUUUGGUGCUAAUUACAGGAAACGUAGCGCAUCAGGGGUUAAAUGUUAUCAUGUUGAAAUGUUUUGUAUGUUUAAAUACCCGCAGCAAAUGAAGAAUUGACAAAAAAGAUACGCACUGCAGAAUUUUAAAAAAUAAAUAAAAUGGAAGAGAACAUGAAUGUGCCAUUUUAAUCAGAAGAGACGAAUGUAUAUUAGCAUGAAAGCAAAGAUUGCUAAUGUUUAGCGUGAAUUAGCAAUUUUAAUUUCAACAUUCGUACUCAUUUUACAACCGUUUUGGUCUCUUCUUAGCAGAUGCAACCCAAAAUCUAGUGCACCUUUAAGCGGUCUGAGUGUCAUGGUUAGCUUAUCUUAGCAUAAACAGCUAACUAAAGUCAGCCUCCAAAGCCCACAAAUUCAAACAUUUUCGGUUUCCGUGUGUCUUUUACCACCUCAGGUAGUGUCUUCUCAAUCUUUGUGCUAAGCUAAGGUAACGAGCUGCCGAAUUGUAUUUUGAACUUCUUGGCUAGGGAUUAGGCAGAAGAUGACCGAGGUGCACUUUAGCUGUAGAGUAGUUGGAGUUGGUGGUUGUUCCACCAGGUGGAGCCUCUUAAUGAGAGGGAGUUACAGGUGUGUUUGCUGACCGCCCGGAAAGCUUCGUUAAACGAGUGCACCUCCCUGCUGUCUAAGUGGUGUUGAUGAAUUCUGUUUUUGUAAAAAAAUAAAUGUUUAAAGUGUUUCAAUAGGCGUGCACUAGCUACAACAGGCUCAUGCUAACGCUAAGCUAGGACACUCAGGAUGAAUGCUUCCAACAACAUUCAAACUAAAGUGAUGAAUUCUCAGCAUACAGAGAAACGUCCACUCGAUUUAAUUCAAUUUACCUGCAAGAGAAGUCUAAUAAAUCAUGUAUUAAUGCUUAGAUGGACUUGUUUCUACCUGUAAUUAGCACCAAAUUCUGAAAAUUCAAGGAAACGUGUUGCUGGAAAUACUGUGCCCAUUCUGAAAGCACACCUGCUGCCAUGUUCUACUGUGUUCUACUGUGUUCUCCAUCUUUUGCACUACUGCCGACACCGAGGUUUACAUGUCAAGGUCUCCAGCUUUACUGUUCGACGGAUCCUCUCUAUUUUUAAUGAUUAUUUAUUCCUAUGUCUUCGUGUCGCUGCAGCUAUUUCUACUCACAGAGAUUUCAUAUAAAUGUAAUACAAAGGGCAUCUUAGAAACGGCGUUUCAGAGGAACUACGCGGUGUUUUUAUUCGCUAUUAUCAUGUGCUAAAUCUGUUCUUUAAAUACUGUCAAGCAAAGUGGAGUUUUAUUCUUUGAUUUCUGUGCUUGUGGUUGAGUUAAAUCGCUGUAUUAACGCACAUCCAGCCUGCCUGAUGGCCUCACAGCCAAUCAGCAGCACCUAGAAAUGUAAAAUCCUGCAUGCAAGCUGAUGUUUUUACCGUUUAUGGGACGAUUUUAAUCUUUGAACAGCAUGUUUUAUGUCUGGAAUGCGAUGAAUGUAUGACCCGUGCCUUCAUGUGCCUACAACACUCAACCUUCUUUUACACAGAUACACGCUAAAGGACAUUAUGUUGAGAAUGUAAAGAUAUUUAUAUGACAUUUAUUACAUAAAAAAAAGUGUUGAAACCCAGA